AUGUCGCAAACUGACGAGGCACAGCGUGAAGACGAGAUCCAAUAUGGUAUCGUGGGCAUGACCCGCGAAGAGAUUGAGGAAAAGUUUCCGAAUCGCCCAAAGAAUCACUCCAAGACCCUCGUCUUCUCGGAGCUGUUUCGAGAAGUCUUCAACCCCCUCAAUGAGAACAAGAAGCAGAAUGCCACUGGCACAGGCCCUAGAAAAGGUUUCCGUGGUGUGAAUAAGCUUUCUCCUCAUGAACAGCGUCGGCACAUUAUUGAGCGCUUCAUCACUCGAUGGCGCAAAGAAGUUGGUCCUGAUUUCUAUCCCGCUUUGCGCCUAAUCCUGCCAGACAAAGACCGUGACCGUGGAGUUUAUGGGCUCAAAGAAAACACAAUUGGAAAGUUGCUUGUCAAGCUUAUGAAAAUCGACAAAAAUUCCGAAGAUGGCUACAACCUCUUGCAUUGGAAGCUACCAGGUCAGACUACUGCGUCGCGCCUGGCGGGUGACUUUGCAGGACGAUGUUUUGAAGUCAUCUCAAAGAGGCCAAUGCGCACCGAGGUUGGGAACAUGAGCAUUGCAGAAGUCAAUGAGCAGCUUGACAAACUCGCAGCUUCAAUAGGGGAGGCAGAGAAUCUGCGAGUCUUUGAGACCUUCUACAAUCGUAUGAAUUCAGAAGAGCUCAUGUGGCUCAUUCGGAUCGUCCUCAAACAGAUGAAAGUUGGGGCCACGGAGAAGACUUUCCUUGACUUGUGGCAUCCAGACGGAGACGCUCUAUUUAGUGUGUCAUCAAGUUUAAGACGUGUUUGCUGGGAGCUGCAUGACCCAGAAACCCGCCUUGAGCAGGAGGAAACUGGCGUUGCCUUAAUGCAAUGUUUCCAACCACAACUCGCACAAUUCCAGAUGCCUUCAUCAUUUGAAAAAAUGAUCGCUCUUCUGCGACCGACCGAGCAAGACCCCGAAUUCUGGAUUGAGGAAAAGUUGGACGGUGAGCGUAUGCAAGUCCAUAUGGUCCAAGACAAGAGUCACCCAGGCGGCAAACGGUUCUGUUUUUGGUCGCGGAAAGCCAAAGAUUACACAUAUCUCUACGGCGAUGGUCUUCAAGACGAGAACUCAAGUCUAACCAGACAUUUAAAAAACGCAUUUGCAUCUGGAGUGAAAAACUUGAUAUUGGACGGCGAAAUGAUCACCUGGGAUAUGGGUGUCGACAAGAUAGUGCCCUUUGGCACCCUCAAAACAGCUGCGCUUUCGGAACAGAAGAAUAAGUCGGAUACAGACUCAGCUGGCCACAGGCCAUUGUUCCGCACUUUUGAUAUCCUUUAUCUGAACAACAAACCUCUAACCCAAUAUACCCUACGGGAUCGACAUCGAGCUUUGGAAAAGGCUAUCAAGCCUGUUCAUCGCCGACUUGAAAUUCACAGUUACGCUAAGGCAACGAGUGCCGAUGCAAUUGAGCCUCUUCUCCGCGAGGUUGUCGCUAAUGCUUCUGAAGGCCUUGUGCUGAAGAACCCGCGAUCUAUGUACCGUCUCAAUAGUCGAAAUGAUGACUGGCUUAAGGUCAAGCCUGAAUACAUGUCCGAGUUUGGCGAGUCCCUCGACUGUGUCAUUAUUGGUGGCUACUACGGUUCAGGGAAACGAGGUGGCAUGCUAUCAAGCUUCUUGUGUGGACUGCGUGUUACGCAAAAUCAUAUCCAAGCUGGCGCCAACCCCGAGAAGUGUUUCAGUUUCUUCAAGGUCGGUGGCGGUUUCCGUGCAGAAGACUAUGCGGAAAUUCGGCAUCGAACAGAAGGCAAAUGGAUUGAGUGGGAUCAGAAGAAUCCGCCAUCAAAGUACAUCGAACUUGGAGGAGGAGAGCUUAGACAGUAUGAGAGACCGGAUGUUUGGAUCAGACCUAAAGACUCUGUUGUUGUUUCUGUGAAAGCAGCCAGUGUUGGACCUUCAGAUCAAUUCGCUAGAGGCUUCACACUAAGAUUCCCACGAUUCAGAAGACUUCGACUGGACCGAACUUGGGAUACGGCCCUCUCCCUUGAAGAGUUCCAGGAGUUGAAGGAGCGAGUUGACGAAGAGUCAAAGGAGAAGGCGAUGACGGUUGAGGACAGGAAGCGGCGCAACCCCAAGCGAGUGAAGAGAGAGCUGAUCAUUGCUGGGGAGGACGCAAUUGUACCGGAGUCCAAGGGAGCGACGACAGACCUUUUCAAGGGACUUGACUUCUGCGUGCUUUCAGAAGCGCUCCGGCCUUACAAAAAGACCAAGACGCAGCUUGAAACCAUCAUCAAGGAGAAUGGCGGCACAGUCGUACAACGAGCCGUGCCAGGGACAAACAUGGUUCUGAUAGCCGACAAGAAGGUGGUGAAGGUGGCGAGCCUCAUUAAAGGAGGGGCCGUUGACAUUAUCCGCCCCAAAUGGAUAAGAGAUUGUCUCGAACAGGAAUUGGGGGCGUUUCUUUUGCCAUUUGAACCUUCGCAUCUGUUUCACGCUACUGAUGAAUUACAAGGAGCGGCAGAAGAUAACACAGAUCAGUUUGGGGACAGCUACGCGCGGGAUCUUUCCAUCGAAGAACUCAGAGAGCUAAUGCACGACAUCCCUAAGAUUGAGGACGGCACGCAUUUUGACAAGGAUGAAUUUCUCCAACAGCUUGAGGAGCAUGGGAACGACUUGGGACGAUUAAGGAGCUUUACCUUCCGACGCUGUGUGGUGCUGUUUCAUGCCGUGGAAGCUGGCGACAACAAGAUUUCGAGGCUAAAGCACCUUGUCAAGUACGGUGGGGGUAAUGUUACAAAUGACACCAAUGAUCUGUCUGUGACACAUGUGGUGAUCGAGGGCGACGACCUGAUGCAAGUGGGAGAGGCGGCUGAUAUGGUACGAAAAGAACUGAGCUCAAGGCGUGUGCAACCAAGAUUAGUGACAGGAAAAUGGAUUGACGAUUGCUGGAAUGAGAGCACAUUACUUGACGAGGAGCAGUUUAUGAUUCCUUGAGGAAUAUGGGGUACUUAUGAUGUAUACUAUCUAAACUAUAUGUUAAUGCAAUGAGAAUACAACGCC
Messenger RNA from Fusarium verticillioides 7600, 3021 nucleotides. Its product is annotated as DNA ligase 4. Bases 1 to 2955 code for a protein of 984 amino acids. Lineage: Eukaryota; Fungi; Ascomycota; Sordariomycetes; Hypocreales; Nectriaceae. The transcript has 2 exons. The record is from RefSeq and is a predicted model, not a curated record. Gene Ontology annotation, biological process: double-strand break repair via nonhomologous end joining; DNA recombination; DNA biosynthetic process. Gene Ontology annotation, molecular function: DNA ligase (ATP) activity; DNA binding; ATP binding. Gene Ontology annotation, cellular component: DNA ligase IV complex.